This is a messenger RNA of Abrus precatorius (Indian licorice), 4191 nucleotides long. RefSeq names its product protein SMAX1-LIKE 6-like. NCBI's taxonomy places the organism in Eukaryota, Viridiplantae, Streptophyta, Magnoliopsida, Fabales, Fabaceae. Gene Ontology annotation, molecular function: ATP hydrolysis activity; ATP binding. The record is from RefSeq and is a predicted model, not a curated record. The transcript is spliced from 3 exons. Bases 567 to 3836 code for a protein of 1089 amino acids.
GGGAUGGUCCAUGGAAUUGGAAACAGGGAGUUGUGCACACCUUUCACUCAUGGAGAGGUAGAGAGAAUGAAUCUAUGCCCCCCAUCUGUUUGUUCAGUGAGUGGCCAAAUAAAAGGGUCCCACCAUAACAAAACAAUCCACCACAGCAUAAUAUCCCUCUCUACAACAAGAAAAAUAAAAAGGAAAUCAAACGAAAACAUAAUCGUCUGCCACAACACCACCAUCAAAGCAACAACACCUUCAGCACCACCAUCACCAAACCCUCUCACUCUGCUCCUCCAAUAAAUUAUUAUUGCACGCUCUGAACAAGUAAAACCCAAACCCCUCUAACCCUUUUUUAUUUUAUUUUAUUUAUCAUCAUCAUCAUCAUCAUCGUCGUCGUCGUAUAUAAUCUCUAUACUAAAGUCCAAACCCACAAACCUGGCUCCCAGAUAACGCUACAUUUAACUACUUAUUUCCCGUGCCAUUCUAUUAUCGUAUAAUAAUAAGAAUAUUAUUAUUUAAUAUCAUAGAGUCAUCUUGUUUAUAUUUGUUUUACUAUUAUAUGUUAUAUAUGCUUGCCGGCGAUGCCGACGCCGGUCAGCAUAGCGAGGCAAUGCUUGACGGACGAGGCGGCGCGUGCGCUCGACGACGCUGUGGCAGUUGCGCGCCGUCGCAGCCACGCGCAGACGACGUCGCUCCACGCCGUGUCCGCUCUGCUGGCGAUGCCGUCCUCCGCCCUCCGCGACGCGUGCGGCCGAGCACGCGGCGGCUCCGGCACAAGCGCAAACAGAUUCUCCUCCUCCUUCAAUCCCCGGCUUCAGUUCCGAGCCCUAGAGCUCUCCGUCGGCGUCUCCCUGGACCGGUUGCCGUCGUCGAAGAGCGCCGCCGAGGAGGAACCGCCGGUGUCGAACUCUCUCAUGGCCGCCAUAAAGCGGUCUCAGGCGAACCAGCGGCGGCACCCGGAGAACUUCCACGUGUUCCACCAGAGCCAGCAAGGAACGGCGUCGUUUUUGAAAGUGGAGCUUAAGCACUUCGUUUUGUCGAUUCUCGAUGACCCUAUCGUGAGCCGCGUUUUCGCUGAAGCCGGCUUUCGAAGCUGUGACAUCAAACUCGCGUUGCUUCAACCGCCGUUACUACCGGUUCAACCGUUUUUCCCGUCGCGAAACCGGUCACCGCCGGUUUUCAUCUGCAACCUCGAACCGGGUCGACCCGACGAGAAUUGCCGUAGGAUCGCGGAGGUUCUCGCCAGAAAAAGCAAACGCAACCCUUUGCUUAUGGGUGUUUACGCGAAGAGCGCUUUGAGGAGUUUCGUAGAGUUGGUGGAAAAGGGUCGCGGGGCUGCGUUGUUUUCUUCUGAGAUUUCGGGGUUAAGGAUUGUUUCGUUGGAGAAGGAGAUUUUGGAGUUUGUAAGGGAGGGUGGGUGCGGGGAAGAGAAGAUGGGUGUGAGGUUUGAGGAGUUGGAUGGUGAGGUGGAGCAAUGCUUGGGAUCUGGGGUUGUUGUUAGUUUCGGGGAGAUUGAGGUUUUGGUUGGGGAGGGUGUGAAUGCUGAUGCUGUUGGGUUUGUUGUUUCGAGGUUUACGAGGUUGUUGGAGAUCCAUGGUGGGAAGGUUUGGUUGCUGGGAGUGGCUGAAACUUCUCAUGUUUAUUCUAAGUUCUUGGGUUUGUUUCCCUCUGUGGAAAACGAUUUGGAUCUUCAUGUGCUGACCGUGACAUCUGCUACUGCGUCAAUGGAAGGACUCUACCCGAAAUCCAGCUUGAUGGGGUCCUUUGUUCCAUUCGGUGGGUUCUUUCCUACACCUUCUGAAAUAAAAAAUCCCAUAAAAUGUACAAAUGCGACUUUCACCCGAUGUGACAAAUGCAAUGAAAAAUAUGAACAAGAAGUUGCUGAUAUUCCGAAGGUAGGUUCUACAACUCUGGCAUCAAGUUACUCAACAAGCUUGCCUUGGUUACAAAAGGUUGUUGAUGUGGACGCACAUAGGAAGUUGGAUGUGGCAAAGACCAAUGAAGAAAACACAAAUUUGAAUGAUAAGAUCUUGGGAUUUCAAAAGAAAUGGAGUGAUAUUUGUCAGCAUCUUCAUCACCCCAGAUCGGUACCUGAAGUUGGUAUUUCACAAACAAUGUCUCAAGCUCCAACACUUGAGGUUUUACAGUUUGGAACAGGUGUCAAGGAAAGCAACAGUGAAGAUCCUUCACAUAAUGAAUUACAUGGUAUUUUUCCACCAAAACAGUUAUCAUCUGUUCCGUUACCUUCUGAUACAGUUAGUGUUAAUAUUGGAACUGAUCAUGUACCAAAAGUAUCAGACACUCCGCAAAUUGAUCUGAAGACCCCUUGGGUUGCCCCAUCCCAUAUGACCAAUAAGAGUGGGCUUGACCACAGAUCAUCUUCCUUCCAUCCUCUGGUGACCACAGAUUUAGGAUUGGGAACUUUAUAUACAUCAACUGCUCAGGAGCCAGAUACCUCAAAACUACAAUAUCAAAGAAAGCAUCUUCAGCUCUUGUCAGACUCCGUUUCAACUGAUUGUGAUGCAAAAAAUGAAAAUACUUCCCAUCAAAUUGAAAGAUCUCCCUACUGUGGUUCAAAUUUCGAAGGAAAAUUUGAUUCAGUAGAUUUCAAGUCUCUUUAUCAACUUCUAACUGAAAAGGUUGGCUGGCAAGAUCAAGCCAUACAGGCUAUCAGUCAAACUUUGGCCCUUCGUAAAUCUGGUGGAGGAAGGCGCACAGGCUCAAAUGGUAGGGCGGACAUAUGGUAUGCUUUCCUUGGACCUGAUAGACUUGGAAAAAAGAAAAUCGCUUCAGUUCUUGCAGAGACUCUAUUUGGAAACUCUGAAAGCAUAAUCUCUGUGGAUCUGGAUUUCCAGGACAGCUUUUACCCAUCAAACUCGAUUUUUGAAUGUCAUAAAUCAUAUUGUUCUGAUGUGCUUAGGAGGAAGACAGUUGUGGACUAUAUUGCUGGGGAGUUGAGUAAAAAACCUCAUUCCGUUGUCUUUCUUGAAAAUGUAGAUAAAGCUGAUUUUCUGGUGCAGAAUAGCUUGUUGCAGGCAAUAAGAACCAGUAAAUUUCAAGACUCGCGUGGAAGGAUAAUUAGCAUCAACAACACAAUCUUUCUUGUUACCUCAACUGUCUGUAAAGGUAAUGGCUCUUUUGUUUCGGAGGAGUCUAAUAAGAUGUUUCCUGAGGAAAGAAUCCUUGAAGCCAAAAGACGUCAAAUGCAAUUAUUAUUUGGACAUGCAUCUGAGAAUGCCAAAAGAAUUGGUAGCAGAAAUGUUAUAGUUAUACCGAGAAAAGGGAUUUCCAAAUCAUCAUUUCUGAAUAAAAGAAGGCAGGCUGAUAGUAGCGACUCCAUGGAGGGAGCAACAUGCAAGAUGCAGAAACAGGUCAGUGAUGCAUCGAGAUUAGGUCUGGAUCUAAAUAUGCCUGUAGAGGAGGGUGAAGAGGGCAUCAAUGACAACGACCAUGAAAGGGAAUCCACAGUGGAAACCUCAGAAGCAUGGUUUAACUAUUUCUGUGAUCAACUUGAUGAGAAAGUGGUUUUUAAGCCAUUGAGCUUUGAAGUACUUGCUGAGCAAGUAUUAAAAUGCAUUAGCAAACAAUUUCAAAGUACAUUUGGCUCAGAGUUUGUGCUGGAAAUUGAUUAUGAGGUAAUGACACAGAUACUAGCAGCUGCUUGGUUAUCAGACAAGAAAAAUGCAGUGGAGGAUUGGGUUGAACGUGUUCUUGGCAGAAGCUUCGUUGAAGCUCAGCAGAAAUACAACCCAGCUGCUCAUUAUGUAGUGAAACUGGUUAACUGUGAAUCCAUUUUUGUGGAAGAGCAAGCUCCUGGAGUAUGCCUUCCAGCUAGCAUUAACCUGGACUAAAUUUUUGCUUACUGUGUUAUUGUAUAGCUUUUAGGAUAUAGCAUUUGGUAGUUGGUAGGGGUGUUCAGAUAAUUAAUCUCACAAUUUUUGUUGUCUCAAUCAUCGUGUUGUGAUAUCUAUGGUAAAUGGAUGUGUAAUUUUCUAGAGUAUAGCUAUUUGGUACAACUUUUUUCCUUGUUCAUAAUUGUAGUCGACUGAUGUUAGUGUGCAAGUACAUACGAUGAUAUUUGUUCUGCUCAUGCACAUUUUUAACAUUUUCCCAUUCAACUCUGGCUCUACCAUUUUUUUGUGUAAAAUGUUGUCAGCGAGUGCCAUUUAUGUAUUGCAUUUAAUAUAGUUCUAGUAAAGGUAUUAU